AUGGGAUACCGGCUGCGCGGCGAGUUCUGCAUCGGAUUCGCCUCUUCAUUGUCCCUCGUCUCCCUCAUCCUCCUCAUAUUCCUCCAUGUCGGCCAAAUAAGCACUUCGACCGUCCCUCGAAGCAUCUCCAUGGCCAAAGUGAACACCUCCAACUACGGCGCCGCCCUCGCCGCCGAGUUCAACGACCCCAUCCACGGCCUCUACACGACCAACACCUCCCUCCCGCUCUCCAACGGCACCGGCCUGCGCACGCACUACUCCUGGGGCCUCUACUCCUACUGCGCCUUCUCCCCCAACACCACCUCCACCACCAACUCUACCUCCUCCUCCAACUUGACCACCACCUCCUCCUCCUCCGACGGAGAGAAGAAGCUGCACGGAAAAUGCUCCAACUCGACCGUCGCCCGCAAGUUCCAGCCCUACCGCGCGCUCACCGCGGACAUGAUCGCGAACUACACCCAGUUCACGGACAACAUCUUCGCCCAGGCCUCCACCCGCUUCGACGACUCCAACUACCUCGGCUCGCUCACCACCCCCGCGUACUAUCUCAUCCUCCUCGGCACCAUCUGCUCCGCGCUCGCCUUCUUCGUCGGCAUCCUCCGACACACCUACACCUUCUUCCUCUCCACCCUCUUCGCCCUCGUCGGCUCCUUACUCCUCCUCGUCGCCGCCGCCAUCUGGACCGCCGCCCUCGCCUCCGCCCGCUCCGUCAACGCCCUGCACCUCACCCGGCCCGACGCCGCCCCCGCCAUCGCGCUCGGCAUCCACCUCGACGCCGGCAACGGACUCUUCAUCCUCUGGGCCGCCUUCGCCACGCUCUUCGCCAGCCUCGGACCUUAUCUCGUCUCAUGCUGCACGUUCCGAGGAUAAAGGAUGCAAUCGAUUCGCCUUUUUUUUAUACACCAUUCCAAGGAAGAGACCCGCGAACCGUCGUCCAUCCGGUCAUGGACAAGCCAAAGAAAAAAAGAAAACAAAAAGGAAACAAAUCGUUCCGUUCCGUUCACGAUCCACUUCCACGUUCCUCCUCCCUCCUCCUCCCCCCUUUUUUCGUACUUAUUUUCCAAACCUUUUACACCCUUCCAUCCGGACAUGGACGAAUCCUUUCUUCUUCUUCUUUUUCCCCCCUACUUGCUCUUUUACUUUUUACUUUUUUUUGCUCCAUCGCCAUUAUCGCUCAACCUCAACGAAUCCGGACACCUCUCUCUCCUCACACACAUACUGACCAUCUUGCGCCACCCCAUCCCAUCCGUUC
Molecule: messenger RNA, 1252 nt
Organism: Punctularia strigosozonata HHB-11173 SS5
Lineage: Eukaryota; Fungi; Basidiomycota; Agaricomycetes; Corticiales; Punctulariaceae
Exons: 6
Coding region: 1-870 (289 amino acids)
Biological process (GO): fungal-type cell wall organization
Cellular component (GO): cell cortex of cell tip; plasma membrane
Source: RefSeq, a predicted model, not a curated record